Candidozyma haemuli is the source of this 7083-nucleotide messenger RNA. RefSeq lists its product as uncharacterized. The transcript has a single exon. The record is from RefSeq and is a predicted model, not a curated record. NCBI's taxonomy places the organism in Eukaryota, Fungi, Ascomycota, Pichiomycetes, Serinales, Metschnikowiaceae. The coding region runs from base 1 to 7083 and encodes 2360 amino acids. Gene Ontology annotation, molecular function: DNA binding.
AUGACAAAAAACUCCAGGCCACAUCCUCCUGGCCUGGCUGAUAGCUCGUUCUACCAUAAAAACCUGCAAUUGACAAAUACGCUGUACCUACAAUCCUCCGCAGACCUUCUCCCGACAAACCAGCCCGACCCCGACCUGCUAGUGUCUUGGAUCGAUGGAUUGAAGAAUAGAGUCGACGAUACCCUAGAAAAACAACAGCAUGAGCUUCUGCAGCUACGCAUUUCCACGCAUAAAGAGGAUUUGAAGGAACGGUACCGCCAUCAGGUGUUUCUGGCGCCUUUUGACCAAUUAGGUGAGAUCCUACAAGCAAGCCAAAAGCCAGUUGCAGAGCGUCAGGACUCUCCGUAUCCUGAAGAGCAGAAGCAAGAGGAGGCGGAGGAAAGCUCUGAGCAGGAGAUUUUGGAGGAUGAAGAGGAUGACGACGAUAUAGUUGAGAUUCUCUCUGAUGAAGAGGAAGGUGAAGGUGAAGAAGAAGAGGAAGAAGAGGAAGAAGAGGAGGAGGAAGAUCUACAUCCAGAUGAGGCAAUUGCUCAAGGCUUGGAACAGGAAUUGAGUCGAUAUGCUGCUGAAGCUCUUGAUGCAGAACAGCCUGCUGAAGAAUACUCAUAUGACGAAGAGCUCGACGAGGAUCUCGACCAAGAACUAGAUGAAAUAGAUCAGGAUCUCGAUGAAGUUGACGAUGUUGAUGAACUCGAUUAUGACAUUCCCCAGCAAGAAGCCAAUGUCUUUGCUACUCCAAAAUACCAACUUCAUAACGGCAGACCGCGCUUGUCGGACUUCCCGGUGUCGUAUCCCGAACAAGAAUCCGAAGAGGAGGAACAUUCAGAGGAAGCUUCUGAGGAGCAGGAACAGUCUGAAGAAGAGCACGACCAGAGCGAGGAGGAACAGCAGCAUAGUGAAGAAGAGCAAGAACAGAGUGAAGAAGAGCAAGAGUCAGAAGAGUACCCCGAACAAGAACACUCUGGCAUCCAGCAUGACCAGGCAGGGCCUGAAGACGACGAUGAUGCUAUUAUUGUGCUUUCCAGUGAGGACGAAGCUCAGCCAGAAAAAGAGGUUUCUUCUGAGCCUGAACAGCAACACGAGCCAGAGCCAGCUUCGCAACUCCAAUACUCUCAGUACCCAUAUAAUCAUCUCGCCCAGGAGUCUGAACAGUAUAGUGAAGUGGAAGGCUCCGACGAUGCUGACCAAGUGUCUGAGGAAGAAUCCGAACAGGAACAGGAGCAAGAGUCUGAAGACGUCACGGACGCCGAAGACGAGAGAGGCCAAACUGGGUUUGAGUCUGACGAUGAACCACAACCAGAAGAUGAAGACGACGCCAAUAAUUACUUCGCUACCGCCAACGACUCGCUCGAAAACAGUGAGCUCUUUGCUAAUAUUGCCCUGGAGGCCCUCACGGAACAUAUUUUGCAAGAUCAAAAGCACCCUAUAGACCGUAUGCUCAGUGAUUACCUUGCGGAUGUCGAAUCAGAUGGUGGUGCUUACAAGCCUAGUACCCAUGCCCAUGAACCAAUGCCAAUCUUUGACCAUAAUGAGAUCGAAACGCCUGCUCCAGAAAAGUUUGACUUAGGCACCCUGUCUGCAAGCAAGAAGAGUGAAGGUGACCCUACUGAAGGUUCCAUGGCUGAUGCCGAUACUGAUAAGUUUGAAGAGGCCCAAGAAAGUGAUGUUCCUGUUUUCAAUCCUAGUGUCCCAGUGUUCAAGACUGUUAAACCAGAUUCUCCACGAAGCACACUUCAACAGCUUAAGGAGACUCAAAAACGGUUUGGUGUGAAGCUUGAAGCUGUCAAGGAUCUUGAAGCGGAACUCGGCUUGCCACAUUCUGAAUCUUCUGAGAGCGAUAGCGAUAUACAUGAAACUUUCGUUGACGCUCCUGCUUAUCAGCCUGAAGCUGUUGAGUCAUCCAACCAUGCCGAAGAUUCGAAGGUUCCCGAAGCGGUCCUGGUCCAGAACGACGGUGAAGCUGGUGAAGAUGGUGAGGGUGUCCAGGUAAACAUGGAAGAUGCACUUCAAGCAUUCAUAGAGGAAGUUCAGCAACGGCCAAACUCUCAGGAUGACCUGUCGCUAAAGAACCUUGAUCAGUCUAUCGACCAUGUUUCUUCCAGACUUGCCCACGAAGCAGUUGAUGCUUACCUCAAAGACAAUAAUAUCGAGUCUGACGUUGCAGGUGGUGGCGAUAACUCUGAAGACGUAAUGGACGUUGAUUCCGAAGAGGAUGAAACAAACGCAAACGUCACCAGCAAAAUACCCAAGGUUACUGUCCAUACGCUGGAUCUUCGGAAUACUGACACACCUUCUGACGAGGAGCUGGCCGAAGGAUUCCACGAUACGCGAGGCAGCUUUCCUCGUCCUGGUUACCCCCAGCUCAAGUUCGAUGGCACUGAUGAUUUCAGUCAAUACGCAGACCAACAUAACGAUACUGACGACUCCUUAUCAUACGUCUCGGCAAUUGAAACUGAGAACUCUUCAGCGCAAGCUUCAAGGCAAGCCUCUUCUGUCAGCAUUCAACUGGUCAAUAAUAAAGAAUUGCCAUUUGAGGUCAUCAAGAAAGCUCAGAAGGACCCUCGUCAUAUUGUCCCCAUUUCAGUUGACCAAGAAGGUAAAAAGUACGAGAUGGCACCAUGCCCUGCCCCUGGUGGCUACAAUGUGACUUUGAAGGAAGUGUCGACGUUAGACAACAAAGAACCUUCCGUCGCUUCCCUGUCAAGUAUCAUCGUUCAUCCUCCACAUGACUCUGUGGCUAGCACUGCUACUUCUACGACUAAUGAUCAAGACGGAAGACAUACGUUUGGUGCCUCAUCUGCUCAUGCUGGACAUGGCAAUAUUUCUGGUGAUAAAAAGACUUCAAACACGAGCAAUGCUGAUAGCUCUGCUGAGGCUGGACCUAAUGAAGGAAAGGCUCGCGCUACUGCUGAGGCCGACGCCAAUAAGACCAAGGAUGGUAAGGCCGAAGUUACCGCUGAAGCUAGUUCCGGUUCUGGAGACGCUAAGGGUAAAGCUGAGGCAACUGCUAAAGCCGAUACAAAUUCAGGUGAUGGUAAGGCUAAAGCCAAAGCUAAAGCCGACUCGAAAUCUGAUAAAGAUGGUGACCAAGCCAGUGCCGAGGCUGAUUCGAAGUCUGAGGGUCAAGGUGGGAAAUCUUCUGCUAGUGCUGAAGCUGAAACCAAAGAUCUGCACGCCCAAGCUUUUUCGGAUGCUCUGUCGGACAAAAAUGCUUCGGAUGCUUCUGCUGAAGCCUCAAGCUCAUCAAAGAAGCGUGAUGACUCUCAAUCAGAAGACGAGGAGAAAUCAAGGGACGCUGAAUCAAAGCCAGAAAGAAUCACGGACACUUCCGCUCAACAACCACUCUUUACGGUUCCUGAGCAUCAGGCGCAGCCUCAUGAGGAGUACGAGCCUACUGCUGAGCACCCUCCGGCUGGUGAUACCCACAAUGAAAUAGAACAAGAUGUGCCUAACGUUGAUUAUGUUGAACCUACAGACCAUACGACUGUUGAAGUUCCAGAAGACGUUCAAACCCCGGAGUCUGAAGAAAUGCCUGUCAAACCAGAUGAUGCAAUUGAGAUCGACAAUCUUACAGGUGACGAAGACGAGACGAAGUACGAAGAUGCAGAGCACGAAGAGCCACUUGAAGAUAAUGCUAGCUCUCGUGGUGAAGGUUCUCCUGAACUUGAUGAUACUGUUGAGAUUGAGCCAAGCGUGGAGCAAAGCUCUGAGCUACAAGAAGAACUCACCAUUGGGGAUGCGGACGAUGAAGUCGAAGCUCAAUCUGAGGAACCCGAACAAUCGUCUGAAGCUGAAUCUGAAGAGGAUGCUGAAGAGGAUGCACCAUUAGUGGUAGAACCUGAGGGUACAGAACCAAUGUUCGUGGUUUACGAAAGCAGUACAGUCGUCGAAGGUGUGGAAGCUGUACCGCCAACCUUUAUUGAAGAACCCCAAGCUGAUGAGGAGUCAGAGCCAUCGGAUAAUGAGAAGGAUAUUUCUGAUGCCGUGGAAGAGAUUGUGACUGAUCUUCUUUCUCAUCUUGAUGAAGAGUUGGAGUACCCCACGGAAGUCAUUGAACCCGAAGAAGUUGUCGAUAGUGUGGUGGAGGUCUUUGAAGAAACUACAGAUGUCAUUCAACCCAGCAGAGUUGAUGAGCUUGAUUCCAUAAGAAACACCCCAGAACCCGUUGAUUCGACCGUCCUGGUGGAAGAAGUCGAUGAGCAUAGAGGACAGAAGAGAGCUGCAACAUCGCUCUUGUCGUCUCCCGCAAAGAAGAUCAAAUCUGUUGCUGGUAAGUUGAAUCCUUUGAGAUGGUUCUCUUCCGACGGCUCCUCCCGUCCAAGCUCUGCCUCUUCUGAUAUCCCCGUGCCUGAACUUGUCGAUUUGGACGAGGAUGAGAAACUCACCGAUGAAUCAGACGUCUCCUACUAUAUGAGCACAUCUGAUGAACUGGAAGAAGUUGUGGAAUCCGAUGAGGAUAUCGAAGUUGAGAGCUCAAGUGAUCUAGAGGAUCAGUUAGCUGCUGAUUUGGCUGAGAGAAAUGUUACCCAGGAGAUUGGCAGUACUGGUAGAGAAACCGAUGUCGGCUCGUUACCUGUUGAUAUUGAAACUCUUGAAGCCACCGAUACUGUGAUUGAACAGCCUGCUGACGUGCCAGAGGAAGAGGGUGAGAAAGAGGUCACAGAAUCCCCGAAACCUUUCAUUGACCAACUUGGAGAUGCAAUUGUCGAUGAGGUUGCUGAUGACGAGAUUGAACAAGCAGAGAAGGCUGAAGAGCCCAGUAUUGAAGAUCAAGAUGUUAACGAGGAGCCAGACGUUACCGCUGCUGAAGCUGCUGUGGACGACGCGAUUGAAGAGGUUUCUAACGAAGUCGUGAAUGAUGUGGUGGACGAUAUCGCCGACCAAGUUGCUGAACAAGUUGCUGAACAAGUUGCUGAUGACGUCGUUGAUGACAUUGUUGACGACGCUCUUGAAGAAGCGAUCGUUGCUGAUGAGCCUCCUGUUGCCGAACAAACUCAAGGAAAUGAUGAUAUUGUCGAUACUCUCGAAAAGGAACCAUUAGUUGACGACGUUGAGGGCACUACUGAGGACGUGGUGGAAGAUGUUGCUAAUCAAGUCGACGAAGAAGUCGUGGAUGAUAUUGUUGAGAAGGCUGCUACUGAAGCUGCUGAUAUUGCAAUUUCAGCACAACUGAAUCCUGGUUCCUCGGCGGCAAUUGGAGAUCAUCUUACUUCUCCUACUUCCAGUACGGUUGACGAUGCUAAGGUUGAAGGUAAUGAAGCUGGUUCCGAUGAAAUUAACGAUGAAAUCAUCACUGAAGCCGAAGAAGAUGCUGUCCCAUCAAACAUUGAAGUUGAUGAAAAGAUUGUUGCACCGCCAGCUCCUCCAAAGCCCACCAGACCAUGGAGUGCAGCAAGCCUUGAGUCUAUGAGUGAGCUUGAUGAAGGCUCAGUUCCCGUCUUGCCACAAUUCAACAUCAUUGCUCCUACCUUAGAACGCCUUGCCGCUGAGAAGGAAAAGGAAUCAGUCUCAGCACCUCCUGAAGUCAGAGAAGAGGCCGAGCCUCUAGAGCAGCCAGAGAAGAUAGAAGAGGCAGAUGAAGAAGCUAGCGACUCGAAAGCUUCCGUUUCUCGACUCAUCAAACUCCUCGGGAAGAAGGCAAACGCUCGUAUUGAUCAGAAGCACCAUUCAAGUGACGACACCAAGCCAUCGCAAGAAGAGGGCCUUGAACGCAAAGAGGAAGAGAACCAGGAAGAAGAGCCUGUUGCUGAACCUGAAGAGCCUGCUCUGCCAGCUUCCACCGAGAAAGCUAGUCCUGGUCGUCGCAAGAAUCCACGUCGUAAAGCUGCCUUGAAAGCUGAAGAGCCUGCUGAAGAGCCUGCUGAGCCGUCUGCAAUCGAACAGCCUACAGCAGAGCAGCCUGAGGUCGAAACACCCCAAGUUGAGGAACCAGAACCUGUGGAAUCAAAACCAGAGGAACCGAAAGUUGAGGAACCAAAGGCCGAGCAAUCACAGAAGAAGAGACGUGGUCGUCCUCCUAAGGUGAAAAGAGAGGCAGAAGCAGAAGCAGAAUCAGUGCCAGCCAAACGUUUGACCAGAAGACAGAGAAAGAUGGCUGGAUUGCCUGAAACUGAGGAACCAACAGUUGGUGAGUCCAAACCAGACGAAGAGCCCACUGAGACUACCGCUGCCGUUGCAGAGAAAUCAGAGCAACCAAAGGCAAACGAAGAUGUUGCGAUGGCCGAGGAAAACGUCGAUGCAAAGGAAGAGCAGCCUAAGGAUGACGAAGCUCCAAAAGUGCAACCACGCGGCACGAGGAGAAGUACCAGAAGGGCAGCUAAGCAAAAGGAAGCCAAUGAAACGAACCAGCCUGCUGACGAUGCAGUUAAGCCUGAGACGCAACAAGAACCUCCACUUGAAGCCACAAAGCAGGAAGAACCCCAACCGGAACCUCCCAAGCGUAAGGGUCGUGGAAGAAAGAGGAAGAUUCAAGAAGCGAAAGAAGCGCCUGCUGCAGCUGAACAAAAGAAUGUUUCCCAGUCUGAGAAAGCAGCGGAACCAAAGACUGAAGAGAAUGCGGGUCCUAGAUUGCAGCCAGAGCUUGCUGAGAAGAUAGUUGCCAACGAGGAAGAAACUGGCGGUAAGCGUCGUUCUACAAGAGUCAGACGCUCUACCAGGCAUCAGGACGAAAAGGAAGCUGAGCCCAUGCCAUCAUCUCCAGUUGUGAAAGCUGACUCGCCUAAAUCAGAGCUCGCUCCUGGGUUUGAACCUCAAGAGCAGUUGUUAUCGCCAACCAAAAGGCGUGGAAGACCAAGGAAAACCAAUGUUGCCCAAUCAUCUCCAUCUGCUGAAUUUAGUCCACCCAUGCCAAAACUGAGAACUGCUUCUGGAAGCAAAUGGCAUUUGGACCUGUUGGACCAUCCGGCAUUGAGAACCCGUUCGAAGUCGCCCAUCAAGCGUACAAUACAAGAGCUUUCGCUGGAUAUGGAAGAAGAACAGCCCAAGAGAAGAAGACGUAACGUCAAGAAAGAUUUGCAACCUGUGGAUGCAGAAGAAAAGAGACAAGAAGAAGAAGGAAGAGGAAGACGCAGAAGAAGAGACUAA